Botrytis cinerea B05.10 is the source of this 1350-nucleotide messenger RNA. RefSeq lists its product as hypothetical. Bases 146 to 1255 code for a protein of 369 amino acids. The transcript has 2 exons. Lineage: Eukaryota; Fungi; Ascomycota; Leotiomycetes; Helotiales; Sclerotiniaceae. The record is from RefSeq and is a predicted model, not a curated record.
GUACACAAGAUACUUGGUAUAUAAGCUGUAUGCUUUUGCCAUAUACAAUAUUUUGGCACGCUUUAUCUGAAAUAUACUUUUCGACUCGAACAAUAAGUUUGGUUCACACGAUCAUCUCUUUCAUUUUUAUAUUAACCAUUCACAGAUGUCUCAAUUGAUCGGUAUCUAUGGAGUAAGUGCUGUCAGCUCGAGACUGAUGGAUCAAUUUUCCACCCAGGAUUAUCAUGUCUAUUUCACCGCACGAAGCAAUCAUUCUGGCAAAGUUCGGAAGAUUCAACGAGGUGGUCUCUUCACUGUGAAGAGACAUUGCUCAAGGAAUAGAAGGAAGUGGGAAGAGGAUGUCGAGCAGAGAGUUGCCAAUUUUGACAAUCUAUCCUUUGUCGAAAUCAAUGGCGUACCCAACAUAAUGGCAACGACCACUCUUCGAAACCUGGUAGAGCAUACUCGCAACAUAUAUGUCUCAAUCAUAUUGAAGGGUGACCAAAGCGAGAAUAGCCACGAGGAUGUCAUCAAUCACUUUCUUCAGCUGAAUAUGGACCUCAGUCAUCUUGUGCUGACGAUCGUCAAGGCUCAUGCCUUUAGCAUUCUCGCCGAGCAGAUGGGACUGUUGAAACGGGUCCGAAUGAUCACCGACCUCACCGCUGCACCCUAUGCCACCAGAAACGAAUCAGAUGUUUCUUCCGUUCACAAUAUCAUGAAUGGCAGAAAAAUUUGGUUGGUGGAAUCACAUACGACUUCGACAUCCAGGAUCGACAAAAACGUUCGCUUCAUGGAGCAGGAGUGCCAACUUACCAUGAGCAUGCUGAAAAUAGAGGUUAUGAUUUUGUACAAUGCCAUUGAUGCCUUCUUCAAUUACAUGAACCCAGUUUUUCAUAUUCCCAUUGCCUGCGCCAACAUGUCGAGGAUUGAUAGCGGACAUCCAGCUUUCGAUGCGGAUCGACGCGCUGUUCUCGUUGAACUCAACUAUCUCUCGGCACGUCUGAAUGCAAUGGAUCAUGGUCACAAGAUGUAUAGUUUGAGCUUCACGGAAGAGGACGAGUUUGGCAAGCGUACACCUGUCCACAACAAGACAUCGGGGAUACCAACCAGCAUGCAGAAUUAUCGUUACACGAUUGAGGAUGGACGCUGGUACAUUAGAGCGGCUACCUUUGCUAAGGCAAUCCGAGUCAAGGUUCGGACUAUCAAGGGCCAUGCCCAACAGACCAUAAAUCUGUUGGGCGAAAAAAAAACAUCGAGAGCAACGAUAAGAUCUUGAUGGGCUUUAGUAUGGGAGGUUUGACUUCUGCUCAGAUACGAAAGAAAUAUACUAAGCCCUAGUUGUUUGACCUUUUCAUUACGUAUUUAAAGACA